AUGCGGUUCCAACUGACUGUGGCGCUUGUGCAAGCGGUGCUCUCCGCCAGCCUAGCUCAAGCUCAAAACUCCUCCUUCACUGAUACCCACAUCUCCCAAAUUCCCGAGGCAGAAGUUGUAGCCCUCGCUCAGAUUGUGCCUCUGCCCAUUCCGCCUGUGAAGGAACCUACCAAAAAGAUCAUCAAUCCAGUGACAAACAGGGAGAUAUGGUACUACGAGCUUGAGAUCAAGCCCUUCAGUCAGGCGGUCUAUCCUAACUUACGCCCUGCAACUCUGGUGGGCUACGACGGCAUCUCUCCGGGACCGACACUGAUUAUCCCUCGCGGAACGGAGUCUAUCAUCAGAUUUAUCAAUAACGCCGCUGCCGAAAACUCGGUCCAUCUUCACGGAUCUUACUCUCGUGCCCCUUUCGAUGGUUGGGCGGAAGAUAUCACCAACCCAGGGGAGUACAAAGACUACUACUACCCCAACCAACAGUCGGCGAGACUGCUGUGGUACCAUGAUCAUGCAAUGCAUCUUACCGCUGAGAAUGCCUACAUGGGACAGGCCGGCGCCUACUUGAUCACUGAUGAGGCAGAGACCGCUCUCAACCUGCCCACUGGCUAUGGCGUCUAUGACAUUCCUCUUGUUCUCUCUGCCAAGCAAUACAACGACGAUGGUACUCUGUUCUCAACCAAGGGUGAGACUGACAGUCUCUGGGGCGAUCUAAUUCACGUCAACGGCCAGCCCUGGCCGUUUCUCAAUGUCGAGCCGCGAAAAUACCGGUUCCGUUUCUUGAACGCAGCGGUUUCCCGCGCCUUUGCGCUAUACCUUGUCAACUCCAAUGCUGUGAAUGGAAAGCUGCCGUUCCAGGUCAUUAGCUCCGACAAUGGACUCUUGGGAAAGCCGGUGCAAGUCGCAGACCUUUAUGUCUCACCAGCUGAGCGAUAUGAAAUUGUGAUCGACUUCGCUCAGUACGCUGGCCAGAGACUGGAAAUCAGGAACUUCCCCAAGGCUGGCGGUAUCGGCGUUGAGGACGACUACUUGCAUACGGACAAAGUAAUGCAGUUCGUCGUUGGUACGACUUUAACUAGCCCCGACACGUCCACCGUCCCAGAAGUCCUCCGCACAGUUCCCUUCCCGACAUCGACUGACAACGUCAUUGAUCACCAUUUCCGAUUCCAUCGUACUAACGGCGAAUGGCGUAUCAAUGGCGUUGGCUUCGCCGAUGCAGAGAACCGUGUUCUCGCCAACGUCCCCAGAGGCAAAGUCGAGAUUUGGGAACUUGAGAACAGUUCAGAUGGUUGGUCUCACCCCAUCCACGUCCAUCUCGUCGACUUCAAAGUCAUCGCUAGAGACGGUGAUCGUGGCGUGAUGCCGUACGAAGCAGAGGGCUUGAAAGAUGUUGUCUGGUUGGGCAGAGGCGAGUCAGUCCUCGUUGAGGCACACUACGCCCCUUGGGACGGUGUUUACAUGUUCCACUGCCAUAACCUGAUCCACGAGGACAGCGAUAUGAUGGCCGCCUUCAACGUCACUGUCCUUCCAGAGUUUGGAUACAACGAGACCAAGUUCAUUGAUCCCAUGGAAGCGCGCUGGAGAGCAAAGCCGUACGUCAUGGCUGAUCUGCGCACUCGAGCUGGACCCUUCUCCGACUCUGCCAUUGAGGAGGCGGUGCAGGCUAUGGCCGCUACUGACCCGUACAGCAAGGUUGACGAGGUUUACAAGAACCUCGAUCAAUACUGGGCAUCGCAUGUAAGCAAGUAA
Molecule: messenger RNA, 1743 nt
Organism: Colletotrichum acutatum
Lineage: Eukaryota; Fungi; Ascomycota; Sordariomycetes; Glomerellales; Glomerellaceae
Product: multicopper oxidase
Exons: 5
Coding region: 1-1743 (580 amino acids)
Molecular function (GO): copper ion binding; oxidoreductase activity
Source: RefSeq, a predicted model, not a curated record